This is a messenger RNA of Radiomyces spectabilis, 204 nucleotides long. RefSeq lists its product as uncharacterized. The transcript has a single exon. The record is from RefSeq and is a predicted model, not a curated record. The annotation marks the transcript as partial. NCBI's taxonomy places the organism in Eukaryota, Fungi, Mucoromycota, Mucoromycetes, Mucorales, Radiomycetaceae.
GAGAAGGGAAAAACCCGCCCGGAGGCCGUCAUUCCCGGAAAACCACAUAUGGAUUUCAAGAUAGCGGUGGCUUGGAAAGAGGUCAAGACGUAUCAUGGCAGUGGCAGACAUUCUUUGUGCAUGGACACUCUACGAUUAGCUAUUUUUACCAAGAACGCCAUUGAUGUCAACAAACUCGAUGGGGUCCUCGCUUUUCAAAUCCAU